AUGUUAGCUGCUCGCCGUGCCGCUCUUUUAUCGCAUCGCUUCAACGUGGUGCCGUUUCCGCGCUCCCUUUCGCUCCGCCCCAAAAUCGGAUGGGAUGGGCCAAUCAGCGAAGCGGAUGGGGAAAACCGCGAAAAAUCGUUGCUGCAUCGUGCGGUGUUCUCCUUGCUGCCUGCAGCAAUGGUGAAUACGGGGAUGCUGAGCACGGUGGGGAUGCCUGCGUUGCUGGGAGCGCUGGGAUUUUGGUGGUACAAGAUCAGGCUACCGGCGAGGAAAUACGAUACGGUGGUGGAUUUGAAUCAGCAAACCAGGGCGUUGCCGGUGAGUUUUGGGAUUUUUAUGAGUAAUGGGAGCUUUAUGGUAUAUUUCAAGGUCCAAAACAAAUAUUUUUUUAAAUUAUUUUUUAAAAAUUUUUUUGGUAAGUCAUCAAAAAUUUCCAAUUUUUCAGGACGGCUCCAGAAUCGCCGCUUACCUCAAAUCCGAUGCCUUGGAAGACCACGCUUUCCCCAAUGUCCGAACUCUUUAUGACGUCAUUCGAAACGGCGCUGUGGCCUCGAACAACGGCCCAAUGAUUGGUCGGAGGGUCCGGCAAGAAGAUGGAUCCGAGCCGUACAUGUGGUACACCUACAAUGAAGUUAUGGCCAGUGCGGAUGACUUGGCCCACGCCUUUCGACGACUGGGGAUUCCAGUUGGAGACAAGACGAAUAUCGCCAUUUUUUGCCGAAAUCGACCGGAAUGGGUUAUCACUGAGCAUGCCGCGUAUAAUUUUAGGUGAGCAAGGCAAAGAGUCGCCAAAUUUUUGUGUCUAAAGUUUUCUGGAAAAACGAUGAAAAAUUUUGGCAUUAAAGAAAAUGACCCGUCAACUUGCCCAUUCUUACUGCUCAAAUUGGGCAAGUUUACUGGGCAACUGUGAACACCUCCCACGUCCUCUUUACUGAAAUUUUUUUUUAUCAUUUUUGUUAAGACAAUUUGCCCGACCGGUUAGAUUGGGCAUGUUGCGUGUUCAUUUUUCAAUAUCAAAUUCUACUCCAGGAAAUAUUAAGUUUCAUAGGAACAACUGUAUGGGCAACUUGCCCGACUUACCGGUCAAAUUGGGCAAGUUGACCGGUCGGAUUGGGCAUGUUGACUGUUCCCUCUUCAGUAUCAAAUUGAACUCCCGGAAAUGUUAAAUUUCAUAGGAACAACUGCAUGGGCAAUUUGCCCGACCGACCACUCAGGUUGGGCAUGUUGAAUGGUCAUUCUUUGUGUGCAUCUCAAGUUUUCCUUGAUGUUUUUUCGUUUCAGCAAUGUUAUUGUCCCCCUCUACGACACUCUCGGCCCAGGCGCUUCUUCCUACAUUCUCAACCAGACCGACACCGAGCUUGUGAUCUGCGACAACAUGGGGAAAGCCGACCAGAUCUUGGAAGCCAAAAUCGAAUGCCCUCAAGUCAAAUACGUCGUGGUUUGUGACACUGCGGACCUAAAUGAAGCCAGACGAAGCUAUUUCAAGUCCCAUCACAUUGAUCUGUACACUUUCCAAGAGCUGUUGGACAUGGGAAAGCUGGAGAAGAGGAUCGAGCAUUGUCGGCCGGAAAAGAAGACUUUGGCGACGAUCUGUUACACUAGUGGCACCACGGGCAAUCCGAAGGGAGUAAUGCUGACUCACGGCAAUAUUGUGGCAAAUACGACGUGUGUGAAGCCGUUGAAGGGGUUUUUUGAGGGGAAAAAUGUGAGUUUCUCGAUGGAAUUUUGAGUUUUUUUUAUUUUUUGGUAAUAUUUUUUUGGAAAGAAUGAAUUUUUUGGGGGAAAAAUUGAUUUUUGGUUGAAAUACCGCAACUUUUCCAACUUGCAAGCUAAAAAACUCACAAAAAAAAUUUUUUAGGAAGUGAUGUUCUCCUUCCUCCCCAUGGCCCAUAUGUACGAUCGGAUGCUGCAAAACACAAUGUUUUCGCUUGGAAGCCGCGUCGGCUUCUACAAUGGACAACUCACCGAACUGAUUAGCGAUCUGCAAGCGUUGCAGCCAACGAUGAUGCCGUGUGUUCCGAGGGUCCUGAAUCGAAUGUACGACCGUGUCAUGGCUCAAGUGAACUCGUCGCCAAUCAAAAAAUUGCUGUUCAAAGUGGCGAUUGAUUACAAAAUGAGGGAACUCCAGGCGUAAGUUUUGGUUUUGUAUUUGUUUUUGCUGCACUGUGCAAAAAUUUGAGUUUUUUUUGAUAGCACCGUGCGAAAUGAAAAAAAAAAGUUUUUUAUUUUUCGCACUGUGCAAAAAAUUUCCUUUGGCUUGCACAGUGCAAUAUUUUUUUUAUUUUUUGGACAUUGCGAAAUAAAAAAGUAGAUUUAUUCGGUUUUUCGCACAGUGCAAAGAAAAUUUUUGAUUUGCACAGUGCAAAAUUUUUCUUUAUUUUGUUUGCACAGUGCGAAAUAAAAAAAAAACUUUUUUGUUUUUUCGCACAGUGCAAAAUUUUUUUUCAAAUUUUUCAUUGGAAUUUUCAGCGGAAUUUGUCGCAAUGAUUCCAUUUUCGACAAGCUCGUCUUCAAGAAGAUUCAACAGUUGACGGGCGGAAGAAUGAGAGUGAUUAUUACUGGAUCAGCUCCAAUUUCUCGGAAUGUCCUCAGCUUUGCCCGAUGCGCUUUUGGGUGCCAAAUUUUUGAAGGUUAUGGACAAACGGAGUGCGUGGCGGCGGCUACGGUGAGCAAAAUUUGAAGGGAAUUUCUCAAAUUGACGAUUUUACCCCAAAAAAAUUAAGUUUUUGCAAGAAAUUUUUAUACCAAAACAUCAAAAAUUUCCGUAAAAAUUCGCAAUUUUCUCCGAAAAAAUCGAAAAAAAAUCUUGUAAAAAUUUUUUGUCAUCAUUUUUUGGGCAAAAUAAAUCCUUUUUUAACCUAUAAAAACCCGGCAUUUUCCAGGUCGGAACGAUCGGCGACACCCGUCCCGGUCAUGUCGGAAUCCCCAUUCCUUGUUGUGCCGUCAAACUAGUCGAUGCUCCGGAGCUGAAUUACCUCGUCAAGGAGGGCAAAGGUGAGGUUUGUAUUCGCGGAUACAAUGUCACUCCGGGAUACUACAAGAACGAGGAGGAGACGAAGAAGACGAUCGAUGAGGACGGUUGGCUUCACACCGGUGAUAUUGGAAUGUUCGAGGAGCAAGGCACUUUGAAGAUUAUGGACCGGAAGAAACACAUCUUCAAGUUGGCACAGGUAGGGAGAUUUUGGAAUGGAACAGGUCAAGUUGACCAAUAUGACCGGUCAAAUUGGUCAGGUUACCAGUCUGAAUUUAUGGCUUUUUCAAACGUAGAAUGAAAUUCUAAAAAAAUUGUUUGGUCAACUUGCCUAAUAUGACCGGUCAAGUUGACCAAUAUGACCGACCAGAUUGGUCAGAUUGUCAGUCUGAAUUUAUGGCUUUUUCAAACGUAUGUUGAAAUUCUAAAAAUUGAACUUGCCCAAUCUGACCGGUCAAGUUGACCAAUAUGACCGGUCAGAUUGGUCAGAUUGUCUAUGAAUUUAUGGCUUUUUCAAACGUAGAAUGAAAUUUAAAAAAAAAUUGUUUGGUCAACUUGCCUAAUAUGACCGGUCAAGUUGACCAAUAUGACCGACCAGAUUGGUCAGAUUGUCAGUCUGAAUUUAUGGCUUUUUCAAACGUAUGUUGAAAUUCUAAAAAUUGAACUUGCCCAAUCUGACCGGUCAAGUUGACCAAUAUGACCGGUCAGAUUGGUCAGGUUGUCCGUCUAAAGAUUCGGAAUUUCCAAGCGUGAUAUGAGAUAAAUAUUAUGAGACACUAAAAAUUUCCUGGUCAACUUGCCCAUUAUGACCGGCCAAGUUGACCAAUUUGACCGGUAAAACCGAUCAACUUAACCAUUGAUAAAUUUGACGGAGAUGCGAAUUUUCCGAGAGUGGGCUGAGAUACUAAAAAUUUCCUGGUCAGCUUGCCCAAAAUGACCGGUCAGGUUGCCCAAGUUGACAGAUUUUUUGGCAAAUUUAAACAUUUUUUGAGCAAUUUCAGAAUCUUCUUUUUUUUUGGUAAAAUACGCCGCCUAUUCUUUUCCAGAUAUUGAUCCUCAAUUUUCAGGGCGAAUACAUUGCUCCGGAGAAGAUUGAGAACGUCUACGCUCGUUCCCGCUACGUUGCCCAAGCCUUUGUGCACGGUGAUUCCCUGCAAAAUUCUCUGGUCGCCAUCAUCGUCCCGGAUCAUGAGACGCUCGGUCAGGCCGCCGAAAAGCAUCUCAAACUUCAGGGCUUGACCAUCGAAGAACUCUGUCAACGCUCGGAUGUGAAGAAGAUGAUUAUGGGAGAUAUGCGAGCCACGGCGCGAGAGUCGGCGCUUCAUUCGUUCGAACAGGCCAAAGCGAUUUAUUUGGAACCGGAGAUGUUCUCAAUCGAGAAUGGACUGUUGACCCCGACCAUGAAGAGCAAACGACCCGAGCUGGCCAAGAAGUACGCGUACGAAAUCGACAAAAUGUACGAGGAAAUGGGAAAAGCGAUGAAACUUUGA
Molecule: messenger RNA, 4461 nt
Organism: Bursaphelenchus xylophilus (pine wood nematode)
Lineage: Eukaryota; Metazoa; Nematoda; Chromadorea; Rhabditida; Aphelenchoididae
Source: the annotation of a GenBank genome assembly